AUGAGUGGCCAGGUGGAAGUCUCCAAUCGGGAGAUAAAGAGUAUCUUGGUUAAGACGGUCAAUGUAAAUAGAACCGACUGCGCGAGGAAACUUGAUGAUUCUCUUUGGGCAUACAGAACUGCAUUUAAAACGCCUAUUGGGACUUCUCCUUAUAAGCUGGUUUUUGGCAAGGCGUGCCAUCUGCCAGUUGAACUCGAACAUAAAUCCUUGUGGGCUCUAAAAAAUUUAAACAUAGACCUGGAAGAAGCAACCAAGCUUAAGUUGUUUCAGAUGAAUGAAAUGGAUGAAUUCCGGUUCCAUGCCAAUGAAAGUGCGCGUUUGUAUAAGGAGAAGAUGAAGUACUAUCAUGAUGUCAAGAUUCUCAAGCGAGACUUUCAAAAGGGUGAUUCUGUUAUGCUAUAUACCUCAUGGCUAAAGCUCUUCCCCAACAAGUUGGAAUCCAGGUGGUCCGUACCAUUUCAAUUGGUGAGUGUUUCACCUAAUAGCUCGAUGGAAUUGAAAACCAUGGAUGGAACUUGGACAUUUCGAGUUAAUGGCUAG
Molecule: messenger RNA, 540 nt
Organism: Lycium ferocissimum
Lineage: Eukaryota; Viridiplantae; Streptophyta; Magnoliopsida; Solanales; Solanaceae
Exons: 1
Coding region: 1-540 (179 amino acids)
Molecular function (GO): nucleic acid binding
Source: RefSeq, a predicted model, not a curated record